GGCUCCUCGGCCUCCUCCGGCUGCUGCCUCUGCUGCUGCCUCCUCCUUCCCCACCUCCUCCGUCCGGGGAGAGACCGCGGGGCCCGAGGGGCGGCGGCGGCGGCGGCGGCGGCAGCGCUAUGGAGCCGGGGCCGGGUGGCCGAGGCGCAGCGCGCGGACAGCGGCCCCCGAGCGCCGCGCAGCCCCGGGAGCAGGAGCGGAAGCUGGAGCAGGAGAAGCUGUCCGGGGUGGUGAAGAGCGUCCACCGGCGGCUCCGCAAGAAGUACCGCGAAGUGGGAGACUUUGAUAAGAUCUGGCGAGAACACUGUGAAGAUGCGGAAACACUUUGUGAAUAUGCUGUUGCAAUGAAAAACUUGGCAGAUAAUCACUGGGCAAAAACUUGUGAGGGUGAAGGUCGCAUUGAGUGGUGUUGUAGUGUAUGCAGAGAGUAUUUCCAAAAUGGCGGGAAGAGAAAAGCACUUGAAAAAGAUGAAAAACGAGCUGUCCUCGCCACUAAGACUACUCCAGCCUUAAACGUGCAUGAGUCUUCUAAACUUGAAGGUCCUUUAACAAACCUCAGCUUUACAAGCCCUGAAUUUAUAACUGAGUUGCUUCAAGCCUCAGGAAAGAUCAGAUUACUUGAUGUUGGCAGCUGCUUUAAUCCAUUUUUGAAGUUUGAAGAAUUUCUAACUGUUGGCAUAGAUAUUGUACCUGCUGUAGAGAGUGUGUAUAAGUGUGACUUCCUGAACUUGCAGCUUCAGCAGCCACUUCAACUUGCACAAGACGCUAUAGACGCUUUUCUGAAGCAACUGAAGAAUCCGAUUGAUUCUCUUCCCGGAGAACUUUUUCAUGUGGUUGUUUUCUCUCUCCUUCUUUCCUAUUUUCCAUCACCCUACCAGCGAUGGAUUUGCUGCAAGAAAGCUCAUGAGCUGUUAGUGCUGAACGGCUUACUGCUCAUCAUCACUCCCGACUCCUCCCAUCAGAACCGGCAUGCUAUGAUGAUGAAGAGCUGGAAGAUUGCUAUAGAAUCCCUUGGCUUUAAGCGCUUCAAGUAUUCAAAAUUUUCUCAUAUGCAUCUCAUGGCUUUUAGAAAAAUCUCCCUUAAAACCACAAGUGACUUGGUUAGUAGGAACUAUCCAGGGAUGUUAUAUAUUCCUCAAGAUUUCAACAGUGUAGAAGAUGAGGAGUAUGCCAACCCUUCCUGCUAUGUCCGAUCAGACGCAGAAGAUGAACAACUAGCGUACGGUUUCACAGAGCUCCCUGAUGCUCCGUAUGAUUCAGAUUCUGGAGAAAGUCAAGCCAGCUCUAUUCCAUUCUAUGAGCUAGAGGAUCCCAUCUUACUUUUAAGCUAAUGUAAAAGCAAAAAGCCCUUCCAUUCCAGAUAACUAAAUGCUUACACUAAUCAGAAUACUAACAUGAACUCAGUAUUUAAAGCCUGGUUUGCAUAGAAGAAAUGCAAACGUUUACAGAGUUUGCUAUUUUUUCUACUUCUGGAUUUCAAAAUUUAUUCUUAUAGGAAGCUUAAAGUUUCAUGCAGAGUGACUUCUGUCUUAGCAGAAACCACUGUUACUUUAGCAUUUUGCAUUAAGAUUCAAAAGGUACCUUUUUUUCUCUUUAGUGCUGUUGUAAAGCCUAAGUUACUAUGUGUUUCCCUGUUCAGUUUAGUGUUGACUUUACCCCUUGUCAUGAGGAACCUUAGGAUGUGUAGAUGCUGUGGACUGCACUUUGAUGACUCACAGGUUGAAUAUUUCACACGUAGGUUGGUGUAGUUGUUUGUAAUGCACUUGUCCUUUUCUUUAACUUGUUACCUUUUACAGAAAACAGUUUCCACUCGGUUUCAUCUAACGAUCCAGUAUUCCUGAACUUUUUUAAAUUGGUGACAAAUUUUUAUAUUAAGCUCAUUCGGGAACAUUAGACAUUGGAAGAGAUAUUUCCCAAAGAAUGUAUUCUAAUUAAUACAGUACAGCAAACACCAUUGCCAAAGUAGUAUUUCUAUGAUGUUCUUACUGAUUUAGGCUUUGGUGAUCAGUAUAUUUACCUGUGAAAGUUAAUUUUUAUUUUUUAAAAACUUAGACUGCAUUUACAGAAUGUUCUGUUUAAGCCAGAAGCAAUGUAUAAUACACAAUACUGACCUGAAACACAAUUGUGAAGGGUUUGCACUCGGAAAAGUUUAUAUUCCGCUCUGACCAGCUCGGAUAGGGUCCUCACCUGUCCUUUAAGGCAGUGCUGCACUACAAGGUUGGAAUUCCAUUCACGUUUUUUGAAAUUAACCCUCUAUUGAUAAUCUCAUAAAAGGGUCUUGACCUUUUGUUAUCCUAAUUCUUUCUAAGCCCUAGCAGAACAUUUUCUUUGACUAUAUAAACAAUUAGUUGGCUGUGGGAAAUUUCCCUUUCCACAUUGAUAAAUGCCUUUCUGUGUUUCUGAAUCAGAAGCAGAUGAUUACCUAGAAAUAUAUGUCCAAACAAGACAAGUUUAAACAGUUAAGAAGAUUUAGUCCACAUUGUCUUGUCAGCCAGCAAUUGUCAUGUGUCAUGUAAACUAUCAUUUUAAAGAGUGCCACUGUGUGGAUUUUUUUCAAGUGGUUAUUACAUUAAAAUUACCUCAUACUGAGGUUUUUGCACUGAAAUAUCACAGUUUCAGAUUUCAUGGUUAAUGCUGUAUGAGCGUGUGUGUUUUGUGUGUAUGUGUGUGUUUUGUGUGUGCGUAUGUAUUUUUAAAAGAAACUUGCAUUUUCAAUAGUUGAUCCUAAAUUUCAUAAACUGCACUUCUUUACUCUGGUAAAAUGGAUGUUUUUGUGCUUAUUGUGAAUUGCUGUAGUUAACUUUAAAUGUCAAAUAUUAUUUAGAGAUAUAUAAGCUUACACUUUAAGAUAUGUGUUCAUUGUAUGUAUCCAGUAUUUCGUGUUCGGUUUCACAUGCUAAAUUAAUGAAAGUAACUUGAUUAUAACUAACUUUAGAAAAGUCAGUUGUCUAAAUGCAAUAAACAUUAGUUGUUCAAA
Messenger RNA from Arvicanthis niloticus (Nile rat), 2977 nucleotides. It is a transcript of the gene Samtor, whose product is annotated as S-adenosylmethionine sensor upstream of mTORC1. Gene Ontology annotation, biological process: negative regulation of TORC1 signaling. The record is from RefSeq and is a predicted model, not a curated record. Lineage: Eukaryota; Metazoa; Chordata; Mammalia; Rodentia; Muridae.